UGGUUGUUUGAGAUUGAGCGUCGCAGGAGAAAAGGCUAUAAUAGUGAAUUCCAUGGUAACCUACGGGAAUGGACAAGAAUGAGAAGAAAGUCUUUGUGAGGAGGGAAUUGGAAUCUUCUUGAUCGUGGCGUAUUAGAAAUGUAAAAGGAACAUUUGGAUACUAAAGGAAAGGACAAGCCAGUCAAUAAAUAUUGGGGAAGCACAACACCAGAGGUUGAACAACGAAACCAGAAAAGAAGGAGAACAAGGCGUCAAAGUCCGAUGCACCGUCAAUAAAGGAAAGAGAAUCACGGAAAACUCCUGGUGGUGAAAGAAGGAAGCAGAGAGAUGUUUGCUGCAGCUUCGUCGAAAAUGAAAAUGGCAGGUUUAAUUCCGGCGCUCUUUCUCCUGGCCGGCUUCUUCCCCUUCUGUGUCGAAUCGGAGUCCUCCGAAGAGAUCAUUUUGGAUAGCAGUCCUACCAGGGUCAACAGAGCUCCAGUACCUCCAGUCAAGAUCAAAUUCAAUAUCCCGUAUUCACUUCCUUACUACAGUGAGCCAAUAUCAGAGCCAUAUCAAGAUGAAUGCCCAAGAGACGAAGUUUCCCUCAAUGGAAAAUGCUACAAGUUGUUGACUCAGGGUCCUUGCAACAUUGACGAAUUCGUCGUGGUGGACCGCAUUAGCAAUACAAGUAUUUGCAGGAAGAGAUUCUGUGCACCUGACAGGAUCUUAAUCCCUAACUCUCGCGGUAACUGCGACCCCGUCCCCAUGCCCAGCGGCGGCUACAACUACACGCAACAAAAUCUCAUCGAAUGCCCACGUUGCCAUGACCGUCAGGAUCCAUAUGUAUGCCUUCGUGGACGAGAAUUGUUUCUGAAUAUGUAUGGAGAGCCAGAAUGUCAGUGUCCAACUGGUACUUAUGAGGGAGGUCCAGAACCAACGGACGUUUGUGAACCGCUGUUUGGAGAAACCCCCAGUUGUCCGAAAGGAUAUGUGUUCGGGUUAGAGAACCUCAACAAACCACCGGUGUGUUUACCGGAACCUUGUGGGGGAGCAAAUCUCAUGCGAGAUCUGUAUGAAUUCCCAUACGUGCCUGUUUCCUACGACAAGUGCUUCCAGAUUGGAGCUGGGAAUGAGGUGAAUGGCGUCUGUCCACCCUUUAGUUAUAUUACCUUAGUCCUGGAUACGUUUCGAGGAACUUGUUCAACGCUGGAAGACGCUGGCUAUCAGAUUUUCGACCAAGCAACACUUGCAUUUUUCACUAAUUUCUACGGGCCUCCGAUUGAAAGAGGAUGCACAUCUACAAUUCCGUUGCCACAAACUCAGAUGAGCGUUCAAAGUGAAUCAGCCACCACCAUUCAGAUGUUCUACUCACAUAAGCGAAAACGUCGCCAGACAGGUGGUGUGGGAACUGCGUUUGAUACUCCGCUGGUGAAUUGUAGAUCAGGGAACCACUACGAAAAAUGCGGAUUUAGGCUUCUCUCAUCAAAUGUUCGUCGUAACAGACAACCACCCACUCGGCCUAACCCGUAAGUCGUAACCCGGCAGUGUUUCUCCCACCACGCCAAAAGUCUGAUGCAACCCAAACAGAUUAUUUCCUUUGAUCUACAAUUUUCCUUCCUAUGAAAGAUUAGAACUUCACGAUGUAUAUUGUAUUUUAAUAAGCAGAGGUUUAAAUAUAAGCGAAUAGAUUGUU
This is a messenger RNA of Macrobrachium nipponense, 1672 nucleotides long. RefSeq lists its product as uncharacterized. The transcript is spliced from 9 exons. The record is from RefSeq and is a predicted model, not a curated record. The coding region runs from base 328 to 1509 and encodes 393 amino acids. Lineage: Eukaryota; Metazoa; Arthropoda; Malacostraca; Decapoda; Palaemonidae.